Messenger RNA from Galendromus occidentalis (western predatory mite), 552 nucleotides. RefSeq lists its product as uncharacterized. Lineage: Eukaryota; Metazoa; Arthropoda; Arachnida; Mesostigmata; Phytoseiidae. The transcript has 4 exons. Bases 138 to 539 code for a protein of 133 amino acids. The record is from RefSeq and is a predicted model, not a curated record.
ACUCUGACGCAUUUCAUUAUCGGUACCGCGUGAGUACUUCUCCGUGAAAGAAAACACACCCGAAAACGAACUUCCAAUCGAGAGUCGCCGGGGCACCGUGAAGGAGAAGUCGAAGAAUACGACGACGCUCAAGAACCAUGAAGACGUUCAUCCUCUCGUUGGCGCUCAUAAUUGGGCUCUCGCACGCUCAGGAAGGAUUCACUCUCACCGACGAGCAGACUUUGACAAUAAAACUUGGCUUAUGCCCGACCGUUGACUACAUGACGUGUCUCGAGCCCGGCAUAGCGAAAGAUCGAGCUCUGAAACCAUGUACAUCGAACUCUGACUGUUACAUCGAUGUCGGAUCUUUCUGUUGUCCGUCAAAAUGCGCUGGAAUGAGAUGCUCGCGAGAAAAUACCGAGCAUUUCAUUGAAGAAUAUUGCCCGAAAUAUGAGCCCCAGCAUAUUCUUCGAAACUGUCCGAAACUCGAUGAAAGCUGCCACAUUGAUUGUCGGUGCUGCGUGGAUGCUGGGAGCUGCAGCCGUAAAUGUCUAGAUUGAAAUAAAGUGCCUA